AUGACGAAGGUAAACGGCACCAACGGUGAUAAUCACACCAACGGCAUCAAUGGUGUUAAUCACACCAACGGCGUUAACGGCGCUAAUCACACCAACGGCGUCAACGGUCAUGCCAACGGCGUCAACAGCCUGAAUGAGAAAGCCGUGCCAAUCGCUAUUUGUGGCAUGGGUGUUCGCCUCCCCGGAGGAGUCUCCACCGCGCAAGAAUUCUGGGAGUUCCUCAUCAAUAAGGGUGAUGCAAGAGGUCGGGUACCCGAGUCGCGGUACAAUGUUUCCGCCUACCACGAAAAAACCAAGAGACCAACAACUGUUGCCACCGAAUAUGGCUACUUUCUGGACGACUCCGUCAAGCUCGGUGCGAUGGACACAAGUCGGUUCUCGAUGAGCCGUGCCGACGUCGAAUUCUCCGAUCCGCAGCAACGGCGUAUCUUAGAGGUUGUCACGGAGGCGCUUGAAGACGCUGGCGAGUCCAAGUUUAGAGGCAAGACCAUUGGAUGCUACUUUGGGAACAUGAACGAGGACUGGGGAGAGAUGUUGAACCGAGACCCUCUCUGGCAUGGACCUAACAAGAUUGAUGGCUACCAAGACUGGAUGCUGGCCAACCGGAUCUCUUACGAGUUCGGCCUGACUGGCCCAAGCAUGACGAUCCGCACCGCCUGCUCAUCAAGUCUCGUCUGCCUCAAUGAGGCAUGUUCAGCCAUCCAACGCGGCAUCUGCGAGGGCGCCGUGGUAGCUGGUGGGAAUUUGAUGCUUGCACCGGGAAUGACGCAGCAGAUGACGGAGAAGGGCAUUCUGUCUCCCGAGGGUUCUUGCAAGACCUUCUCUGCAGAUGCAGAUGGCUAUGCGCGAGGUGAGGCAUUUGCGGCUGUGUUCUUGAAGCCUCUCGAUGCCGCCGUCCGGGAUGGCAACCCGAUCCGCGCUGUCAUCAGAGCCGCAGUAGCCAACUCGGACGGCAAGACGCACGGUAUCACGCAGCCGAACGCGGCAGCCCAUGAAGCCAUGAUCCGCCUCGCCUACGAGCAGGCCGGCAUUACAGACUUUUCCAAGACGGCCUACUUUGAGUGCCACGGAACAGGUACGGCCGUUGGAGACCCUAUCGAGACUGGCGCGGUGGCCAACGUCUUUGGGGACAAAGGCAUCCACAUCACCUCUGUCAAACCUAACGUCGGUCACACCGAGGGUGCCUCUGGCCUUGUAUCUCUCAUCAAGGCUGUCAUGUCCCUUGAACAUCGCACCAUCCCCCCCAACAUCAAGUUCAAUAUCCCCAAUCCCAAGAUUGCUUUCAAGCAGGGGAAGCUUACCGUUCCUGUCGAGCCAACGCCGUUCCCAGCGGAUCGUCUUGAACGUGUAAGCGUCAACAGUUUCGGACUCGGCGGCUCUAACGCGCACGUCGUCCUCGACUCGGCAAGAAGCUUCAAUGUAGCCAAAUCGGGCGUUCGGGACAGCGACAGGGAGUCAGAGCCUCAGUUACUUCUAUUUUCCGCGGCUUCUGCCGCAUCUUUGAAGUCCAUGGUUGCCAACUAUGAUGCCUGGAUGGCGAAGAACCCCGAGGUGGCUGAUAGACUUGACGACCUUGCUUACACCCUUGCCAACCGGCGCGAGCACCUCCCCUACCGAGCAUCCAAGGUUGCCGGCCCCAGAGAAACCCCGGUAUCUCAGGGCGGCAAGAUCCCCAGCCAGCCACUCAGCCUGGUCAUGGUGUUCACCGGGCAAGGCGCACAGUGGCCACGCAUGGGUCGUGAGCUACUUCAGCGCGAUGACCUCGUCUUUCAAAAGACGGUGAGAGCUCUCGACCAGUAUCUCCAGGCCCUUCCGAAGCCUCCUGGGUGGACAAUCGAGGCAGAGCUUCAGAAGUCGGCCAAGACCUCCCGCGUUCAAAAGCCAGAAUUCUCACAGCCCUUGUGCACUGCCAUCCAGAUCGGCCUUGUCGACCUUUUCGCAAGCGUUGGUAUCGAGGCCUCGGCGGUGGUGGGCCACAGCAGCGGUGAACUCGCAGCAGCCUACGCAGCCGGAGCUCUCACGGCCAAGGAGGCCAUCGUCGGGGCUUACCUGCGAGGACAAGCAGCCAAUCUGCAAGACAAGAAAGGCGCCAUGGCGGCCGUUGGUCUGGGCCGUGCCGAGGUCAAGCCAUUCCUGGUGGACGAGCCCCAUGUUGUCAUCGCGUGUGAGAACUCGCCCCAGAGCGUGACUCUGUCGGGAGACUAUGACAUAGUACAGUCGACUCUUGCCCGUAUUAGGGACGCCCAUCCCGAUAUCACUGCUCGACUUCUCAAGGUUGAGAAGGCAUAUCACUCAUACCACAUGGGAGAAAUUGGCGACCAAUACCACGCGAUGAUCGAGCCACACCUGCAAGGCCAGCGACCGAGCAAAGCCUUCUUCUCUAGCGUCACUGGAGUUGGAGAGCCUGAGUCCGACGUACUGGGCGCCAAGUAUUGGCAGAAGAACCUUCAACAACCUGUUCUCUUCAACUCGGCCGUUGCUGGCAUCCUGAAGCACGUCAAGAACCCGGCGUUCAUCGAGAUUGGUCCCCACGGGGCCUUGGCCGGCCCCGCGCGACAGAUUUUCGCCAAAGCCUCGGCCUCCCCCCCUUACGUAUCAUCUCUGGUCCGCAACGAAGACUCAGUGCAGUCCUACCUUGCCUCACUUGGGAGACUGUUCGAGCUGAACCUUUCGCUCGACUACGCAGCCAUCGCUCCGGCCGGAGAAACCUUGCCAGAUCUACCAACAUACCCCUGGAACUACGAGGGCGACUUCUGGAUCGAGUCUCGCAUGUCAUCGGAGUGGAGAAAUCCCCGAUUCCCUAGACAUCCCCUUCUGGGACGCCCGCAACUAGAGAGCACGAGUCUGGAACCUAGCUGGAGGAAUCUCAUCAACAUUGAGGAUGCGCCCUGGCUGCGGGACCAUCAAGUGCAGGGCGUGGUCGUUUUCCCUGCCGCAGGCUACUUCGCCAUGGCUGGUGAAGCAAUCCGCCAGCUCACUGGCGUGGAGACAUCUUACAGCCUCCGUCAGGUGGUUCUGAGCCAGGCCCUGAUCUUGGAGGUGGGCGCAGACACAGAGGUCGUCACGAACCUGCGGCCUCAUCACUUGACAGCCUCCGCAGGAAAGGGCUGGUGGGAGUUCACAAUCGCUUCCUUCAAUGGCAACGCGUGGACGAAACACUGCUCGGGUCAGGUGACGGCCAUUCCGUCAGUCAAGCCCGCCCAAGCUGAAGGAAUCAAGUCUCUUCCCCGGAAGCUUGAAACCUCCAAGGUCUUCAACAUUCUCUGGAAAGCGGGCAUGGAAUACGGCCCAGCUUUCCAGCGUCUCGACGGCAUCAGCACGGGUACUCUGGAGACCCGGGCGACAAGCAGACUGACUGACAAUCAAAACGGCGAUGAGGACAAAUACCAUCUACACCCCACCAUCAUCGACGCCGCCCUGCAAGCCGGGCUCGUGGCUGCUAGGAGCGGCAAGCUGGACGUCAACAAUUGUGCUGCGAUGCCGACCCUGAUUGAAGAACUCACCAUCUUCAGCACCACUUCGAGGUCGGGGGUGGCCGUUGAGGCGGUGACCGAAGUACAGCCUGGAAGUCACGAGAUCAGAGGUCAUUACCGUAUUGUUACGGACGGAAAGUUGGUCCUUGACAUACCGAGAGCUACCUUCACCCCACUCGAGCAAGGGGGCCAGGAUGUCGUACACAAGCUCCCGAUCAGCGCGCGUGCCAACUGGCAGCCUCACAUCGAUUUCCUUGACGCGGCCUCUCUCUUACGGCCCCGUGGUGAUAUCGAGAAAUGGACGCCCGUGCUGAACGAGCUGGCUGAGCUCUGCUUCAUCUUCUUCCAGAGGUGUAUUCAAGAUGUCACGCUGUCACCUAACCCAUCCGUCCAGCGGUUUGCUGCGUGGGUCAACCAACAGUUUCUCUCUCUCAGCAAAACUCAUCCGGGUCACUCCCUUGAUAUGGAACAAAUCGUCGACAAGGCUCACGCCAUUGGAGCGUCCAUGGCUGACUCGCCCUUCGCUGCAUGCGCGGACAGCCUUCUCGAGGUCGGUGGAAACAUUGCGGACCUCCUCACCGGCGAGCGAGACAUUCUUGAUGUUCUUGCCAAGGACGAUCUUCUCAUAAAGGUUUUGGCUUCGUCCGACACCGUCGACCGAGCCCCUUUCCUCCGGAGUCUUGCACAUGCGAGACCCAGCCUUCGAGUCUUGGAGCUUGGCGCCACCACCGCACAACUUACUUCUUCCCUUUUGAACGACCUCUCUCUUCCUAAUGGAGGCUCCCUUUACUUCAAAUACACCUUCACCGAUCCCUCGCCGACAGCCUUAGCAGCCGCCAAGAAGCAGUUCCAACCACAAGAGAGGAUGGAUUUCCGCGUCCUCGACAUCGCCAAGAAUCCGGCAGAACAAGACUUCAAGGACGAUGAGAAAUACGACUUGAUUGUGGCGACAAACAUUGUCCACGCCACGCCCAGUCUAUCGGCAUCUCUCGCCAACAUCCGCACACUUUUGGCACCCGGCGGCCGGCUGUUGCUUCAGGAGCUUCACACGGAGUCCAAAUGGGUCAACUGUAUUCUCGGCCUUCUGGAUGACUGGUGGGUUGGCCGGGAUGACGGUCGCCCCAACGAACCCUACGUGUCUCCAGAGCGGUGGGAGGCCGAGCUGAAGGGCGCCGGUUUCGCUGCGCCGGACGUCGUGCUGGACGGUCCUGUACCAAACCAGCUUAGCACUGCCUUCGUCGCCAGACAUGGAACGGACGUUAGCCCUACCCUCAACAAGAAUGUGACGCUAUUGGCUCAUACACACGACGGCAAGAACGUCGGCGCCGUGGUACAGUCACUCAAGGCUCAAGGCUACGUCGUUGUCGUCCGGGCCUUCGGCGAUGAGCUGCCGCGGGGCCAGGAUGUCAUCUCUCUUCUCGACGAGGACGAACCCUUCUUCCACCAAAUCGACAAGAACCACUUCCAAACUCUGCAGAAACACCUUGCUAGUAUUGCCGAGUCGGGCAUCUUUUGGGUCACACGCCCAUCCCAGAUGCAGUCGAAAGAUCCUCUGUACGCCACGGCAAUUGGUGCCAUUCGGUCCAUCCGGAACGAAGAGGCCAUCGACUUCGCCACAUGCGAGGUGGAACUUGUCACCGAAUCCCUAGACUCCAUCCUCGCUGCUUUUGCCCACUUCCAAAACAGACUGGAAGACGCUUUCUUCAGACCCAACUACGAAUACGCCAUCCUCGACGGUACGAUCAACGUGCCUCGCAUCUACCCAUUUACAUUUGGCGACGAACGCGCCGCUACACGAGAUGAGAACGACCGUGUUUCUCUUGUUGCUGAAAGGCCUGGCCGGCUUACGUCGCUGGCCUGGGAGUCACGCCACCAUGCGCCCCCAAUCGGAGACCAAGUCGACAUCGAAGUCUUCUAUGCCGGCCUCACUUCUAAGGACGUCUCAGAGAUCAUGGGGACCAUUCGGUAUCCCGCCGAAGGCUUGGGUACCAGCGUCAGCGGUAGAGUAUCUGCCGUUGGCGCUGGUGUCAAAGGUUUCGCAGUGGGCGAUCGAGUGAUCGGCCUUGGACCCGGCAGCCUCUCAUCGCACCUGCGUACUUCCGAAGCAUUGGUUGCCAAAAUACCAGACGCCGUCUCUCUCGAAGCAGCAGCAACACUUCCUGCUGCGUACGGCACUGCUGUCGCAGCCCUGUACGAGCUGGGAAACCUACGGGCUGGCCAGUCUGUUCUGAUCCACGAUGCCGCUACUGGUGUCGGCUUGGCCAUCCUCGAACUUGCAAAGACGUUGGGCGCGGUCAUUUUUGCGACCGUCAGGUCCGCGGACGAAGCGAGCACCCUCGCCAGGAAUUUCGGGCUCCCCAGGAAUCGUAUCUUUUGGUCUACCGAUGACACCUUCCUCAGAGAGAUCACGCUGGCGACUGGAGGAGAUGGUGUCGAUUUGGCUUUGAACACCCUUCGUGGCGAACUCUCACACGCGACCUGGAACUCCGUCGCCGCGUUCGGACGCAUGAUCGACAUUGGUGCAGCAGACUUCCUCGGCGCCCACGAUUUGGAAACGGGUCCCUUUUUGGAUGGUCGCAGCUACACCGGCCUCGAUUUCGAAGCCCUCGUGACGGGUAAAAAGUCCAUCGUGAAGAGAAUUCUGCAGACAGUCGCCAAGCUUUUGAACGACGGCGUUGCUAUUCCCCUCUCGAAUCGAGUCGUUUUUGAGGCCUCGCGCGUGGAAGACGCUGUCAAGCAUGUGCAGGACCAAGCCGGCGCGUCGGCCGACGUCAUCCUUCAGCUCAGAGACAUCCAAGGCACGCUCACGAUUGACUGGAAUAACGUCAAAGUCAUCGAUGUUUUCAAAACUGACGACAAGGCUUCCUACCUUCUUGCUGGAGGACUGGGUGGUAUUGGAACCGUCAUUGCCAGACAUCUUGUUGAGAACGGCGCUCGACGGCUUGUCUGCCUUUCGAGAAACCCAGGAUCGCGUCCUGGAGACGCCGAGAUCAUCCAGGAAUUGGAGAGCAUGGGUUGUGACGUGGUUCUCGUCAAAGGCGACAUGGUGAAUAAGGACGACAUCUACCGAGCGGUUCGACAAGCCCCCAACCUCAAAGGAAUCCUGCACUCGCCCAUGCUCCUCCAGGACGAGGCUUUCAGGAACAUGACCGUCGAGCAAUGGACCAAAGUUAUCGGCCCAAAGGUUCAGGGAGCAUUGUACCUUCACGAAGCCACUGUCGAGGCCGGCAUCGAGCUUGACUUCUUCGUUUUGCUGUCGUCCCUGUCGGCCGUCACCGGACAGCCCGGCCAGGCCAACUAUGCCGGCGCCAACGCGUUCCUAGACGCCUUCACCCUGUGGCGCAACAGCAAAGGCCUCCCCGCGUCCUCCAUCGACAUCGGCGCCGUUGCCGAUAUGGGCUAUGCCGCCCGCGAUCAGCAGCUCUUGCAGAGGCUCUUGAGAAACGGAUACUCUGGUGUCACAGAGAGCGAGAUGAUCGAGGCGUUCCGAGCCGCGGCCUCCUAUCCGGUGCCCGACAUCACGGUUACCGGAAAGAGCCUCCCGUUCACCCACAAGAAUACCUUCAGCACGGGUUUCUCCUCGGACAAGUCGUACAGCCACCCGGACAGUCACCUCCACUGGAAGAAAGACAUCAGAAUGGCCGUCUGGCACAACAUCAGCGACGGCGACAGUCGGGAUGGCGGCGCCGGAGGAGACGGCUUCAAGGAGUUCUUGGCGAGAGCAAAGAUCGAGCCGGAGAUUCUCGAGAAGCCUGAGUCGGCCGAAUACAUCGCCAACGAGAUCGGCAAUCAGUUGAUGAGGUUGCUGCUGCGUCCGGAUGACGAAAUCGACAUCACAUUGCCCGUCCAGCAGCUUGGUCUUGACUCCCUGGUAGGUAUUGAGUUGCGGAACUGGUGGAGGCAAACACUAGGAUUCGACAUCAGCGUGCUCCAGUUGCUGGGUUUUGGAACAUUGGAAGAGCUCGGCCGACAAGCUGUGAAAGGAUUAGUGGGAGCGACUAAAUAA
This is a messenger RNA of Colletotrichum karsti, 7479 nucleotides long. RefSeq lists its product as uncharacterized. NCBI's taxonomy places the organism in Eukaryota, Fungi, Ascomycota, Sordariomycetes, Glomerellales, Glomerellaceae. The coding region runs from base 1 to 7479 and encodes 2492 amino acids. Gene Ontology annotation, molecular function: oxidoreductase activity; fatty acid synthase activity; phosphopantetheine binding. The transcript has 7 exons. The record is from RefSeq and is a predicted model, not a curated record. Gene Ontology annotation, biological process: fatty acid biosynthetic process; secondary metabolite biosynthetic process.